Molecule: messenger RNA, 1714 nt
Organism: Apus apus (common swift)
Lineage: Eukaryota; Metazoa; Chordata; Aves; Apodiformes; Apodidae
Product: UPF0729 protein C18orf32 homolog
Exons: 2
Coding region: 257-550 (97 amino acids)
Biological process (GO): positive regulation of canonical NF-kappaB signal transduction
Source: RefSeq, a predicted model, not a curated record
AGGAGGAGGUGCCAUGGGGUCCUGGGAGGCAGUGGCGGGAGGUGCCUGUUCCAGAUGAUGACGCAUUUCUUGUUCUGCCACGUGACCCACCGGAAGCGUGGGGUCGGUUCCGGUGCGGCGGAGGAGGCAGCGGCGGCCGGUAGCGGCGGCGGUUCGCUGAGACUCUUUUCUUACCUCAUGGCCUCCAAACAAUGUCAUCCUGAAUUGUGGGCUUUCCCCCCCAUCCUCUCCAGCCUCCACAGAGGAAGAGGAAGCCAUGGUGUGCAUUCCCUGUAUUGUCAUUCCUGUUCUCCUCUGGGUCUACAAGAAGUUCCUGGAGCCUUACAUCUACCCCAUCAUCAAGCCCUUCAUCAAGCGGGUUUGGCCCAAGAAAGCUGUGGAAGAAAGCACAACCACAGGAGGAGGCCAAGGAGCCACCACUGCAAAUCCACAGGCACCUUCAGGCACCAAAAGAGAUCAGGAGGAUGAGUUGGGAAUUUACAGAGUAAGAUUAAUUAUGGAUUUAGUUCACGAGGGAAAAGUCUGGAUAAAGCACCCGGUGGAUGCUUGAGUUGGACGCCAGACGAGAGUGAAUAGUUGGGUGUUGUACAGACUUUUUUGUGGGUGGUUGUGGGGGCCCUAGCUGUGCUGAAUGGUUAUGAGAAACUUUAGAUAACAAGAGAAACAGUGAAGGCCAUUCUGUGGGAACUAGAUAGUGAAGAUGACGUACAGCAGUCAGGUAGUGUGGUAAACAGGAUGGGGGACUGGACAAAGGGUCUGGAGUUGGGACCAAUUAAAAGGGGAAUGGGGACAUGUAAACAGUGUGCACCAACCACUCAAAAACCUUGCUCUGCCACGCUGUCCUAAGACUAUAUAAUCUGCACGCAGCCUAAUAAACAUGGACUGAAUCUACAUCAUACUGGUGUGUCGUGUUAUUUCCCGGCUUGCCACGGAAACUGGACCUCGGCAUCUGGUGACCUCGACGUGAUAAACGGGUUAGAGGAGCGGAGCCGAAGAAGGGCAAGGAUCCUGCUGCCAGCGGGUAAGCUGGGCCGUUCGAGAGAGACGGGUUGUGGCCACGCCGAUCAGUGAAUCGGGAACGCAGGAUGGGUAUUGCCGCAUCGGCAACGGAGCGCGCCAUGGUAGACAGUGUAAUGAAGUUGGCGCAAAAGACUGAAACAAAGUUAGACCGACAGUCGCUGGUCGACCUGUUGGUAUGGUGCAGGCGGAAGGGACUCUUGGAGGAGCCCUCGCAGGUGUACAGUCCGGCCGCCUGGAACAAGGUGGGGGGAGAACUGUGGGAGUCCGUGCAGAUCGGCUCCAAGGAGGCGAAACGUUUCGCGCCGGUCUAUCGCGCAGUCCGCUCCAUGAUUGAGCAGUUGCACGGGGAAGCUCAAGUUGCCGCAGCUCUUCGGCGAGCGGUGCAGAAUAGUGGGGAGGAGCGCCGACAAUCGGGCGCCUCGGAACGGACGCUGUUAAAGGAUCUUGCGCCUCAGGAUGGGGGACCGGAGGGCGGUUACAAUGCCUUCCCGAUCUCGUUAGCAGAGAAGGAGGCGUGGCGAGGUGUGGAUGAUGACUUGCCCCCCUGGAAUGGUGAGGAGAAGGGGGAAAAGCGAGCGGAUGAGGGGCUAAAAGUUGAAAUACAACCCUCGGCACCCCCGCUGCCGAUGGAAAUCGACCCUGCCAAGGUUCCCCUCCCAGACGAUGAGGCGGCGCCGCCCACAGCAACGGCGGG